Molecule: messenger RNA, 7410 nt
Organism: Cynocephalus volans (Philippine flying lemur)
Lineage: Eukaryota; Metazoa; Chordata; Mammalia; Dermoptera; Cynocephalidae
Gene: SCART1
Product: scavenger receptor family member expressed on T cells 1
Cellular component (GO): membrane
Source: RefSeq, a predicted model, not a curated record
AUGGGGAUUAAGUUCUGGGGGGACAUUCAACCCAAGGAACAGGGCGUACACACCUUCAAGGACUUUGAUCAGAGUGCUAGGCACCAGCUGCAGGAAGCCCAGCCUAGCCUCACCACACGCUGCUGGUGCUGUCUGGGCUCAGGCAUGGUGGGUGAGCUUCUGCUCCAGGUGACAGAUGAUGGCUCUGAUAUGGGGGGGCUGCGAGGGCGCUCCCAGACUUCCUUCUCAGAAUGCGUCACCACCGAGUCAGAGUCCAUCUUCUGCGCAUGGGCGGAGAACAGUGUCUGCCGGGGACCGUCAGACAGCAGUGCUGCUGCAGCAGGCCUGGCUGAGGAGGAGUCCCUGAAUCUACUGGGGGGUGGAAACAGCUGCGAUGGCCUCCUACAGGUGGAGCACAGUGGGCAGCAGGGCCUGGUGUGUGGGGACACCUGGGGCCUAGAGGAGGCAUCAGUGACCUGCAGACAGCUCGGCUGUGGCCCUGCACGGUCAGCCACCAAGUACAUUCUGAAGUACCAGGAGACGGAACAGCUCUGGCUGCACAAUGUCCACUGCCAUGGUGGUACCACACAGCAAAUUGGGCUCAGUGGUGGUGGCAGCCCCUGUGCCGGGAUCCCUGAGGUGGUGAGCCCAACCAGCCCUGCCCUGAGGUGUGACUUGCACAGGGAGGAAGCAAAUGUGUUCUGUAGACAACUGGGGUGUGGCACUGCCGUGCAAUGGUCCAAAGUCUACCAUGGAGGGGACGCUGGAGACAAGAAGAUGGUGACUUGCCAGGGAACAGAGUCCAGCAUCUUCGACUGCAUGGUCAACCUGAACUACCUAGAGCAGUGUGUCCUUUCGACCUACACUGAGGUGGUGUGCACAGGACGGAGGGAGACUCGCAGUGGUGGGAGGGCGCUGAGCCCAAACACCCCAGGACUUCCCCUGCAGGCCCCUGGACCCUGGGGCCGUGCCUCCUGCGUCCUUCCUCCCCAUGGGACAGGAGGGUGGCUGGGGAGUCAGUGCCCCGCAGAGGCCCACAGGGAGCCUGUCCCGCCAGGGGUGGCUUCAGUCCAGCGUCUGCCCCCAGGACACACGGAGGCCCGGCUGGCCGACGGCGAGCACCCCUGCGCCGGGCGCCUGGAGGUGAGGCGGGGCCUGACGUGGGGCACCGUGUGCGACGCCGACCUGGACCUGGCCACAGCGCACGUGGUGUGCCGGGAGCUGCAGUGCGGGGCGGCCUUGUCCACGCCCAGCGGCGCCCGUUUCGGCAGCGGCUCCGGGCCUGUGUGGAGCGAGGCCUUCCGCUGCGCGGGCAACGAGUCGCUGCUGUUCCAAUGCCCGAGGGAUCGUGGGCACCAGUGCGGGCACAGCCGGGACGCUGGGCUCACGUGCGCGGGGGACAAGUUCCGGCUGGUCAACGGCAGCAGCAGCUGUGAGGGCCGCGUGGAGCUCCUGGUGCGUGGGACCUGGGCUCCCCUCUGCGCUGCCCACUGGGACUUAGCAGAUGCCACCGUACUAUGCCACCAGCUCAACUGUGGCAAUGUGGUGGCCACACCCCAAGGCGGCCAUUUUGGGGAAGGGGACGCUCCCCUCUGGCUGGAUGUGUUUCAUUGUGUGGGGACAGAGUCCCAUUUGUUGAACUGCCCAGCGAGCACCCUGGGGGCCUCAUCCUGUGCCCUGGGAAACGUGGCUGCCGCCAUCUGCUCAGGUCUCCCCCACGCCCUGCGGCUGAGGGACGGACAGAGCCGCUGUGACGGCCGUGUGGAGGUCUCCCUGGCCGGUGUGUGGGGCCGCGUCCUGGACGACGGCUGGGACCUGCGAGACGCCGGGGUGGUGUGCCGGCAGAUCGGGUGCGGACGGGCUGAGCGAGCCUACGACGCGCCUGCCCCCGGCCGCGGAGCCGUCCCGGUGGGUUUGAGCCGCGUGCGCUGUCUGGGCACCGAGACGCAUCUGACCCAGUGCAACGUGUCCGCGUCCCUGCUGGUGCCCGCGGGGACUUCUUGGGACGCGGGUGUCGUGUGCUCUGGUGAGUGUGGAACCCCUUCCUUCCGCCCCCUCAACCCGUCCCCGUGGCCACGGGGCGCCCUGAUCCGUCUCUCCGCAGGGAGCCGCGGGGUGCGGUUGGCCGCGGGGCCUGGCCGCUGUGCGGGGCGUGUGGAGCUGCUCCACAGGGGCGCGUGGGGCACCGUGUGUGACGACGCCUGGGACCUGCUGGACGCGCACGUGGUCUGCAGGCAGCUGGGCUGCGGCCGUGCGCUCAGUGCCCCGGGGGAUGCCCACUUCGGGGUCGGUGCAGGGCGCAUCUGGUUGGACGAGCUGGGCUGCCGGGGCAACGAGUCUGCGCUGUGGCAGUGCCCAUCUGGGGGCUGGGGCCGGCACGACUGUGGGCACAAGGAGGACGCCGGGGUCUUCUGCUCAGAGUUCACGGAUCUGAGGCUGCAGAACCACAGCCUGCCAUGCGCAGGGCGCCUGGAAGUUUUCUACAACGGGACGUGGGGAGGCGUCUGCCAGACUCUGAGCCCUGCCUCCCUGGGGAUCCUGUGUGAGCAGCUGGGCUGUGGGUCCCGGGGGCAGCUGCAGCCCAGGGCAGCGAGCUGGCCUCCCCCUGGGGCUCUCUGGUUGGCCUCCAUUCAGUGCAGGGAGAGGCAUGACAGGUCCCUGUGGCAGUGCCCGUCAGACCCCUGGAACCAGCAGUCCUGCUCCAGUGGGGAGGAAGCCUGGAUCGUGUGGGAGGGCGCGGUGCGCCUGCGCGGGGGCGCAGACGGCUGCUCCGGGCGCGUGGAGCUGUGGCACGCGGGCUCCUGGGGCACCGUGUGUGACGAUUCCUGGGACCUGGCGGAUGCGGAGGUCGUGUGCCGCCAACUGGGCUGUGGCCGGGCCGUGGGCGCCCUGGGGGAGGCCGCCUUUGGCCCCGGCUCAGGGCCCGUGUGGCUGGAUGAGGUGGGGUGCCGGGGCAGCGAGGCGUCCAUGUGGGGCUGCCCGGCGGAGCCGUGGGGACGCGGGGACUGCACGCACAAGGAGGACGCAGGUGUGCGCUGUGCUGGACCUCUGGGGCUCAGCACCACCACUUCUCUGGCCCCUCCCUUGACCCCUCUACCUGAGUCGGAAGCCUGGACCCUGCCCGAGACCACCUGCCUCAUUCUUGCCUCCCUCCUGGGCAUCAUCUCCCUAUUCCUGGGGGCUCAGUGGUGCCGCCACAGAGCAAUCUGCAAGGGUUCCAGAAUGCUGGAGCAUCCAUCCUCCGAGGGUGUCUAUGAGGACAUUGGAGUGGUCUCUGAGGCGGAGAAAGAUGAGGGGCCCACAUCAUCCAGGAACCCAGUUUUGGAGGAGGAAUAUGAUGAUGCGGGAGAACCUGAGGACAGCCUGGGAGAGGAGGCGCAGGAAGCGGGGGCGCUGCUGAGCCCUGCGGGUGUGCACCUCUGUGCCUUGGGGUCCAUGGCGCUCUUCCUGCUGUACUGCUUUUAUGUGGAGGGCCGUGCUCUGGCCAGAGUGUGCACUGUGCCACCUCUCCUGCUGGUCACGGGCAUGUGCCCAUUCAAGGACUUCUAUCAGAGCUCCAGCUGCGUCAGGCACCAGCUGCAGGAAGCCCAGCCUAGCCUCACCACACGCUGCUGGUGCUGUCUGGGCUCAGGCAUGGUGGGUGAGCUUCUGCUCCAGGUGACAGAUGAUGGCUCUGAUAUGGGGGGGCUGCGAGGGCGCUCCCAGACUUCCUUCUCAGAAUGCAUCACCACCGAGUCAGAGUCCACCUUCUGCACAGAGGCAGAGCACAGGCACCUGCCUAGGACUGUGCUGGUGGCCGGAGCCACAGGCAUGCAGGACGUUCCUCCAGGGGAGAAGGGGAGGACACCACACAGGCUCCAUCUAUUCCCUGUCCCUGCCGCGGAGUCCCUGGUCCUGGUGAGGGGUGGAAAUCGCUGCGAGGGCCUCCUGCAAGUGGAGCACAGUGGGCAGCAGGGCCUGGUGUAUGUGGACGGCUGGGGCCUGGGGGAGGCGUCCGUGAUCUGCAGGCAGCUGGGCUGUGGCCACACCGUCGUUACACCCAAGUACGUGCUGUGGCCCCAGGACACGCAGCAGCCCUUGCUGCAGGGCGUGCGGUGCCAGGGUGCAGAGGCUUCACUCUGGGAGUGCUUCCUGGGGGCAUGGGGGCUGCUGCAGGACUGCAAGUGUGAAUGCAUCAGCGCGGUGCACUGCUCAGCUGGAAAUCUGGCAUCCUUGGAGUUGAGCGGUGGAGGAAGCCCCUGCAUGGGGACCCCUGUGAUACGGAUGACAGGAGGCCCCGAGAUAAGGUGUGGCUUGUACCAGGAGGAGGCCAGCAUCUUCUGCAGAAGGCUGGGGUGUGGCUCAGCGCUCCAGGCACCCAGAUUCCACCUCACAGGGGGUCUGGGAGGUCCGGGGCAGAAAUUGGUGACCUGCCAGGGAACAGAGUCCAGCAUCUUCAGCUGCAUCUUCAACCUGAACUUCCUGGACCAGUGUGAUCUCCUGUCAGACACUGAGGUGGUAUGCACAGGACACACGGAGGCCCGGCUGGCCGACGGCGAGCACCCCUGUGCCGGGCGCCUGGAGGUGAGGCGGGGCCUGACCUGGGGCACCGUGUGCGACGCCGACCUGGACCUGGCCACAGCGCACGUGGUGUGCCGGGAGCUGCAGUGCGGGGCGGCCCUGUCUAUGCCCAGCGGCGCCCUCUUCGGCGGCGGCUCCGGGCCUGUGUGGAGCGAGGCCUUCUGCUGUGCGGGCAACGAGUCGCUGCUGUUCCACUGCCCGAGGGAUCGUGGGCACCAGUGCGGGCACAGCCGCGACGCUGAGCUCACGUGCGCAGGGGACAAGUUCCGGCUGGUCAACGGCAGCAGCAGCUGUGAGGGCCGCGUGGAGCACCUGGUGCGUGGGACCUGGGCUCCCCUCUGCGCUGCCCACUGGGACUUAGCAGAUGCCACCGUACUAUGCCACCAGCUCAACUGUGGCAAUGUGGUGGCCACACCCCAAGGCGGCCAUUUUGGGGAAGGGGACGCUCCCCUCUGGCUGGAUGUGUUUCAUUGUGUGGGGACAGAGUCCCAUUUGUUGAACUGCCCAGCGAGCACCCUGGGGGCCUCAUCCUGUGCCCUGGGAAACGUGGCUGCCGCCAUCUGCUCAGGUCUCCCCCACGCCCUGCGGUUGAGGGACGGACAGAGCCGCUGUGACGGCCGUGUGGAGGUCUCCCUGGCCGGUGUGUGGGGCCGCGUCCUGGACGACGGCUGGGACCUGCGAGACGCCGGGGUGGUGUGCCGGCAGAUCGGGUGCGGACGGGCUGAGCGAGCCUAUGACGCGCCUGCCCCCGGCCGCGGAGCCGUCCCGGUGGGUUUGAGCCGCGUGCGCUGUCUGGGCACCGAGACGCAUCUGACCCAGUGCAACGUGUCCGCAUCCCUGCUGGUGCCCGCGGGGACUUCGUGGGACGCGGGUGUCGUGUGCUCUGGGAGCCGCGGGGUGCGGUUGGCCGCAGGGCCUGGCCGCUGUGCGGGGCGUGUGGAGCUGCUCCACAGGGGCGCGUGGGGCACCGUGUGUGACGACGCCUGGGACCUGCUGGACGCGCACGUGGUCUGCAGGCAGCUGGGCUGUGGCCGUGCGCUCAGUGCCCCGGGGGAUGCCCACUUCGGGGUCGGUGCAGGGCGCAUCUGGUUGGACGAGCUGGGCUGCCGGGGCAACGAGUCUGCGCUGUGGCAGUGCCCAUCUGGGGGCUGGGGCCGGCACGACUGUGGGCACAAGGAGGACGCCGGGGUCUUCUGCUCAGAGUUCACGGAUCUGAGGCUGCAGAACCACAGCCUGCCAUGCGCAGGGCGCCUGGAAGUUUUCUACAACGGGACGUGGGGAGGCGUCUGCCAGACUCUGAGCCCUGCCUCCCUGGGGAUCCUGUGUGAGCAGCUGGGCUGUGGGUCCCGGGGGCAGCUGCAGCCCAGGGCAGCGAGCUGGCCUCCCCCUGGGGCUCUCUGGUUGGCCUCCAUUCAGUGCAGGGAGAGGCAUGACAGGUCCCUGUGGCAGUGCCCGUCAGACCCCUGGAACCAGCAGUCCUGCUCCAGUGGGGAGGAAGCCUGGAUCGUGUGUGCAGAAAAGGCAGGAGAAGUUCUCCAGGCCCCCGGGCAGACCCUCAACUGCUCGUCCACGCUGAGCUGCCCAGGGGAGGGCGCGGUGCGCCUGUGCGGGGGCGCGGACGGCUGCUCCGGGCGCGUGGAGCUGUGGCACGCGGGCUCCUGGGGCACCGUGUGUGAAGAUUCCUGGGACCUGGCGGAUGCGGAGGUCGUGUGCCGCCAAAUGGGCUGUGGCCGGGCCGUGGGCGCCCUGGGGGAGGCUGCCUUUGGCCCCGGCUCAGGGCCCGUGUGGCUGGAUGAGGUGGGGUGCCGGGGCAGCGAGGCGUCCAUGUGGGGCUGCCCGGCGGAGCCGUGGGGACGCGGGGACUGCACGCACAAGGAGGACGCAGGCGUGCGCUGUGCUGAGCCUGGACCGGGCCCCCCACCGGCGACAGAGGCCCAUUUGAUGCUGGGUGCCAUCAGUACUGUCCUGGGAACCCUUCUUGGUCUCCUCCUUCUGGGCCUCAUGGCCUCUCUGAUCCUGCCUCAAGCCACACAAGCCAAGCAGAGGGGUACGCACGUGCCUAUCCUGGGAUGGUCCAAGGCAUCUCCUGGAGAAGCCAUCUAUGAUGUCAUCAGGGAAAUGCCACUGGCAGCACUGUAUGAGGAAAUUGUGCAGGCCGAGGAGGAUCCCCAGGGUGAGGGGGAUGGGGAGUGGGGAAGGUGCUUGCUGCUCGCAGGUCCAGAGUACCCUUUCUGGUCUGGGGUCAAGGUGGGGGCCAGCUCUGUAGUUACCUCUGAAAUAGAGACAGGAGGUGCCCCAGCCUCCGAAUCUACCCUCUCCGUGGUGCUUUCUCAGGAAGAGAUGAAGUGGCACAGCUCUCUAAACCCCCUUGGCAGGACAGUGUCCCCAGAACUGUGGGGCACUCGACAACUGGGUGGGUACUUAAAAGUUGUGACAGAAAACCGCCGUCCCGAGGCCGACACCAGCAGUGCAAACCUUCCCACCGCGUCUCAGCGGACGACGCCCGCCCCCUCCGCGCGGCCGAAGCAACCUUCCGUCACGCCCGCUGAGCUGCCUGGAUGCCGCAGGGCUUCCUCCGGCCUCUCCCCUCUGUUCCCCCAUGCUUUUGCCGGAACGUCCGUGCGCUCCGGCCCCAUCAGACCGGCACUUUCCGUGUGGAGUCCCUGCCCUGCCGCCGCUGUCCUGCAGCCCCUCGACCCUGAACACACCACACUCGUCGUCACAGACGGUCACUUUGGCGACUUCCCGCUGACCCUGCGUCCUGCUCACGCUCGGUGCGGGGCCUGCUCCGCCCGCCCCUCCCGCCUGCUGUCUGCACGCGCUGCUCCCCCGUUGUCUACACCCGCGUGUGCCCGGCUCCGGCUCCUCUAG